GUGCCCCAGUGGCACACGUCCAAACCAGCGCCCAUGACCCCAGCAUUGGUGCACAAGCCAUAACUCGCUCCGCUGGUGGUUGGAAAGUCGUAGAGGGAACCCUGCUGGAGAGGGACCGCAUGGGCAGGAAAGGCAGCUCGCAGGUGAACUCUUCCCCUCCCUGCCCCCAGGCACAGACGCGGGUGAAACUCAACUACUUAGACCAGAUUGCCAAGUUCUGGGAGAUCCAGGGUUCCUCGCUCAAGAUCCCCAACGUGGAGCGGCGCAUCCUUGAUCUCUACAGCCUGAGCAAGGUGGUGCUGGAGGAGGGGGGCUAUGAGGCCAUCUGCAGGGACCGGCGGUGGGCGCGCGUGGCCCAGCGCCUCGCCUACCCCUCGGGCAAGAACAUUGGCUCCUUGCUGCGCUCCCACUACGAACGCAUCAUCUACCCCUACGAGAUGUACCAGUCAGGGGCCCACCUGGNGCAGUGCGACGCACGGCCCUUCGACAGCGAGGAGAAGGACAAGGAGUACAAGCCCCAUAGCAUCCCCCUGCGCCAGUCCGUGCAGCCCUCCAAGUUUAACAGCUCCGGGCGCCGGGCCAAGCGGCUGCAGGAAGAGCCAGAGCCGACAGAGGAGGACAUCGAGAAGAACCCGGAGCUGAAGAAACUGCAGAUCUACGGCGCAGGCCCCAAGAUGCUGGGCCUGGGGCUGGUGGCCAAGGAUAAAACCCUGCGGAAGAAAGACAAGGAGGGCCCCGAGUGUCCCCCCACGGUGGUGGUGAAGGAGGAGCCCCCUGGGCUGGAUUCUCGGCUAGAGCCGGCAUCGCCCCGACCCUUCCUGGAGGUGAAGGAGGAGCUGAGGCACAGCCCUGAGCCCUGCACCAAGAUGACCAUGCGCCUGCGCCGGAGCCACGGCAGCUCCCAGUUUAUCGACUCCUACGUGUGCCGGAUCUGUGCCCGGGGUGACGAGGACGACAAGCUGCUGCUGUGUGACGGCUGCGACGACAACUACCACAUCUUCUGCCUGCUGCCCCCCCUGCCUGAGAUCCCCAAGGGCCUCUGGCGCUGCCCCAAUGGUGGUGAGGGGUGGGGCUGGCUGCAGGAGUGCAAGCGCCCCCCUGAGGCGUUCGGCUUCGAGCAGGCCACGCGGGAGUACACGCUGCAGAGCUUCGGGGAGAUGGCUGACACCUUCAAAGCCGACUACUUCAACAUGCCUGUCCACGUGAGUGGCCUACUGGCGCUGGAGGGGGCAGGGGCUCGGACGGGCUCUCUCCCUGGCUCUGGGCAGGAUGGGGGGAGGUCUCAGCCCCACCUGUCCCUGCAGGAGUACGCGGCCAGUGGCUGGAACCUGAACGUGAUGCCGGUGCUGCAGCAGUCUGUGCUGUGCCACAUCAACGCCGACAUCUCGGGCAUGAAGGUGCCCUGGCUCUACGUGGGCAUGGUCUUCUCCGCCUUCUGCUGGCACAUCGAGGACCACUGGAGCUACUCCAUCAACUACCUCCACUGGUGGGGCCAGGCAGGGGCUCCGGCGUCCCUUGGGCUGGGGGGGACAAGUUGGGGGCACAAAUGUGACCCUGCUGUGGUAGCUGCCCCACUGAGCCCGGGGCGAGCCCAGGACGUGAGCCAGCCGGACCUGCUGCACCAGCUCGUCACACUCAUGAACCCCAACACGCUCAUGGCCCAUGGCGUGCCGCUCCUCCGGACCAAUCAGUGUGCGGGAGAGUUCGUCAUCACCUUCCCCCGGGCCUAUCACAGCGGCUUCAAUCAGGGCUACAACUUCGCUGAAGCUGUGAGACUCUGCACUGUGCCCCUGGCCCUCGUGCAGGGCCUGGCCCAGGCGGGUGCCACCGUGGCCCCCAGCCCAGCUGUGGAAAAGGCCAGGGCUGAGCUGCAGGAGCUGCUCACCAUCGCCCAGCGCUGGGAGGAGAAGGCCCACCUCUGCCUCGAGGCCAGGCAGAAGCAUCCUCCAGCCUCCUUGGAAGCCAUCAUCAAGGAGGCGGAGAACGUCCCCGUGCACCUGCCCAACAUCCUGGCCCUGAAGGAGGCGCUGGCCAAAGCCCGGGCCUGGAUCGCAGAUGUGGAGGAGAUCCAG
Messenger RNA from Pelodiscus sinensis (Chinese soft-shelled turtle), 2072 nucleotides. The record is from RefSeq and is a predicted model, not a curated record. NCBI's taxonomy places the organism in Eukaryota, Metazoa, Chordata, Testudines, Trionychidae.